AUGAAUAUUUUGAAAGAAUAUGCAAUUGAAGAAAAUCAGGUUGUAGCAAUAGUUUGGGACAACGGUGCAAACAUAAAGAACGCUGUUACGGAGCAUUUACGUAGACCACACCAUCCCUGUGUGGCUCACACAUUAAAUUUAAUAACCAAGGAGGCGCUUAAUGAAAAUGAUUGUCUCAAACAAUUAAUUUCAAAAUGUAAAACUUUAAUUAGUUAUUUCAAGCAUAGCGGCCUGGCUACAAAUAAACUAAAAAAAUCCCAAGAAGACAUAGGAGAUGCUCCCCUUAAAAUAAAACAAGCUGUAGAUACACGAUGGAACUCCAUAUUAUUGAUGUUAGAAAGACUUCUAGAAGUCAAAAACGCUUUAUCUGUAGCGAUUACUAAUUUACCCACUGCCCCUGAAUUUAUUGAAGCUUCAGAGUGGAGCAUUAUUUCUGAUUGUGUUCCAAUUCUAAAACUAGAAUUAGAACUAAUGACAACAGGCGAAAAGUACCUAACCAUGUCGUCUGUAAUUCCUUUAGUUAGAGGGCUACAAUUUACAUUGAAAAAUAUGAACCCAGAAACUGAAGUAGGCGUAUGGUUGAGAUCUAAAUUGUUAGAUACAGUUUCAAGACGUCUGGGAGUGCUUGAGUCCAAUAAAAUUGUAGCUAAAAGCACUUUUCUUGACCCACGUUAG
Acanthoscelides obtectus is the source of this 675-nucleotide messenger RNA. The record is from the annotation of a GenBank genome assembly. NCBI's taxonomy places the organism in Eukaryota, Metazoa, Arthropoda, Insecta, Coleoptera, Chrysomelidae.